GUCAGGGGUGCGGCGAGAAAGAGACCUGAAUUAAUUGAGAAUCACGCUGGUAGCGGACGGCUGGUGCCUAGUAACGAGGAUGAUGUUCGACUUCUCUGAAGACGCGGAGGCGGCGACGGGCGGCGCGUCGCGAGGCGACGGCGACGCCGGCCCGACCCGGUCGCAGUCACAGAGCCAGCCGGAGGCGAUGCAGAAGCGAGAGUCGUCCGACAGCUACGUAGGCGCGGAGGAUGAGCCGGCCCAGGGACGACAGGACGCCGUCUCCACGCUCCUGCCCGUCCUCAAAGACAUCUCGCAUCAGUUCUCCGAGUUCAUGGGGGCGAUGGAGACGGCUGUGCGGGACCUAGCGAAGUCCGAGAACGACAUCCACGCGGAGCUGCUGCAGCAGGUGGCGCAGUCGAGGCAGGUGCUGGCUGCCCACGGACGGAUGCAGCACCGCUUCACAGACCGGCUGAGUCACGUGACCCGGGGCUUACGCGCCCAGCAGGCGGCUCCCGACCAGCAGUGAAGUCAGGGCGCGCCCAGCCGGCAGCGCCCGACCAGCAGUGAAGUCAGGGCGCGCCCAGCCGGCAGCGCCCGACCAGCAGUGACAUCACGGCGCGCCCAGCAGGCAGCGCCCGACCAGCAGUGACGUCAGGGCACGCCCAGCAGGCAACGCCCGACCAGCAGUGACGUCAGGGCACGCCCAGCAGGCAGCGCCCGACCAGCAGUAACGUCAACCGAACCAGCCGUGGUGUCACAACGUUGCGGACCGUGGCCAGUGUUUGGUGGCCCUGCCGAACUGCAGCGCCUGUGAAACAUGCCAGUACAACACGCUCCUUUCAACGCCUGACGGUGCUCGGGAGGUGAUCGCAUGUGUUGGCCUUUUCAUGCUUUCGAAUGGCAGCGUUAUCCCAGCUGCAUGAGCACCCAGCUUGCGGAUGUCGCUUUUGUCUGCUUCGCUCAGUUUCCGUGCGCUAAACGCAAUACAUAUGC
Molecule: messenger RNA, 975 nt
Organism: Pollicipes pollicipes
Lineage: Eukaryota; Metazoa; Arthropoda; Thecostraca; Pollicipedomorpha; Pollicipedidae
Exons: 5
Coding region: 80-508 (142 amino acids)
Source: RefSeq, a predicted model, not a curated record